GAUAAAGGCAAGUCACUCAUCAUCGCUCCUAGUAUUUAUAGGAAGGUGAGUGGUGUUUUUUUAAAAUCUAGGACAAGUAGUGUGGUCAUUGGUGUUGAAAUAAGCCAGUAGCAAAUACUAGUACUGAUCAUGGGAAGGCAGCCUUGUUGUGACAAGUCGGGUGUGAAAAAGGGACCGUGGACGGCUGAGGAAGACCGGAAACUUGUCGAUUUUAUGCUCACCAAUGCCCAGUGUUGUUGGCGGGCCGUCCCGCAGCUGGCCGGCCUCCGCCGCUGUGGUAAGAGCUGCCGCCUCCGGUGGACCAACUAUCUCCGGCCGGACUUGAAGCGAGGCCUCCUUAAUGAAGAGGAGGAAAAAUUGGUGAUUGAUCUCCAUGCUCAUCUUGGCAAUAGGUGGUCGAAGAUUGCGGCAAGACUGCCCGGAAGAACGGACAACGAGAUAAAAAAUCAUUGGAAUACACACAUUAAGAAGAAGCUUAUUAAAAUGGGUAUUAAUCCUGUUACUCAUGAACCACUCCAUGAGCAAGAAAUGCCCUCACACACUAACAAUUACUCAAGUUCUCGUGAUACUAAUCAGCAGAAGUCGUCCAAAAUCAAAGCUAUUGUCACUUCUAGUGACAAUUUUAGCUACCCAGCUGAAAAAUUGACUAUGGAAGAGUCUCAAUCACUACACACUCACAAUGAUAUUGAAGAACCAUUAAUGAGUUGCAUAUUAUCGGACACUUUUGCAGAUGAGGCGUUGUGGAAGUUCGUCGCUACCGGAAAAGAAAUUAGUGAGUUUGGGUUGUGUUCAUCAGAGGAUAGCUCUGAAUGGUGGUUGAACUACCAGGAAUUUGGUGAUGAGGACUUUGGUUUAGGGGUUUUUAGUGAUAUGGACAUGAACACAAACACAAACACAUUAAAGAUGGGUGGUAAGUACUAGUAGCGUGUAUGCUAUAGUUGGGCGUUGUACUGGAGGAGCACAGUUUACUGGAGAUGAUUUUCUUAUCCUAUAGUUCGUUUAGUCGGUCAUCUAUACCAAUAGAAACUUGACAGCGGUUGAGCAUAGAAUUGUAUGCUACUCUCUGCCUAGAAUGUGAAGGCAAUGGAGACUACUGUAAUUAAAACUGAUUGUAAAAAAGAUUAACAUUUGUGUAGGAGCCGGACAAUCAAAAGCUGGCCCACUUAUAAGGCUUUGUUUGGCAUAGCUUCUGUUUGUACUUUUAUGCAGAAUAAAAAUAGAAGUAUAAAUUAUUACUUCUAUUUAAUUUAUUAGUUAGC
This is a messenger RNA of Cornus florida, 1259 nucleotides long. RefSeq names its product MYB-like transcription factor ODO1. The record is from RefSeq and is a predicted model, not a curated record. NCBI's taxonomy places the organism in Eukaryota, Viridiplantae, Streptophyta, Magnoliopsida, Cornales, Cornaceae. Bases 130 to 921 code for a protein of 263 amino acids. The transcript has 2 exons.